AUGUUUUCAAAAAGUCAUUUGAAAAGUCCUAAACAAAAACAGCAACAAAGGCGGCAUCAGCAACAACAACAACAACAACAACAACGACAACAGCGCCAACAACAGCCACAAAAGCAACAACAACAACAGCAAAGACAAGAGCGUCAACAACAACAGUUACAAAAACAACCACAACAAUAUCAUCAGCAAAAAUGUCAACUUCAACAAGCGGAACAGUUACAAACGACGAUAAAAAAGGAUGGAAUUAGUAUUAAUUCAGGACGAAUCGGUGAACGUUUGGUAAUUCGUACAACAACGCUUACAGGUCAAAGAUUACGAUAUACUGUUACUCGACCUUUUCUAUCAGCUGAACCACGAUUAUAUCAUUCAAAAUAUCACUCUAAUGAUACUUUUCAUCAAUCAUCUUCGAAAAAUUCCAUCAAAAAUCAUUCAGUAGAAAGGGAUCGAACAUUAUCAUCAUCAUCCAUCAAUGAUACGUGUGAAAUAUUUACAGAAAAAUUUUCAACCAAAACAAAUAAUGGUAAAAGUAAAAGUGACAUUGAAUUUAUCAUUUCUAAGCAUCCUAAAUUAUCGAUUGAUGAAAAUGGCGAUAAACAUACUGGUUAUUGCUCAUUUGCUCAACGAUUUCGAGAAAUGCAAUCAAUGACUUAUGGUUAUCCAAAGAAGUCAAUUUCAACAUCACAAUCUGGAAUAACCCCUAAUACAUCACAUAUACCAAGAAUUAAUUACAGAGCAAUAAUUACUUGUAGUUCAAAUAAUAUUGACAAAAAUUCACUGCCAGUAUUCGAGAAAUCUCGGCAGCAAGUUAACCAAUGUGAUAUUCCCUACAAACAAACACAAUCAUUAUCACCAUUAAUUAAAAGUGAUAAAGGUAUGUUUUGA
Molecule: messenger RNA, 882 nt
Organism: Loa loa (African eye worm)
Lineage: Eukaryota; Metazoa; Nematoda; Chromadorea; Rhabditida; Onchocercidae
Exons: 1
Coding region: 1-882 (293 amino acids)
Source: RefSeq, a predicted model, not a curated record